GUGGGCGAGACCAAGGCUGGGGAGUGAUGGCGGAAGGUAAUGGCGGUGGUGACCCGGGGUCACAAAUAGAUGGUGAAAGAACAGAAGACUAUCAGAAACUAAUAAGUUAUGGCCUAAAUGAAAAAGUUGCUGCGAAACUUGACGAAAUCUACAAACAGGGCAAACUGAGGCAUGAAGCUCUCCUGGACCUCCCACAGUGGAGUCUGCACAUUAGUAGUGGACUCUUUGUCAAGUCCAGGCCAACACUGAGACAGGACCUGGACGAACGUGCGCUGGAUGCCCUGAAGGAGUUCCCCGUCGAGGGUGCAGUCACAGUUCUCAAACAGUUUCUGGAGUCGAACCUGGAGCAUGUGUCCAACAAGUCCGCCUACCUCUGUGGGGUCAUGAAGACCUAUCGCCAGAGAAAACAGUAUAACACAGACAGUAUGGCUGUCAAUCCAGGGAAAGGUCCAAAUGAAGACAACCUGAAAGCGAUUCUUGAACGCACGGGCUACACUCUAGACGUGACCACAGGCCAGCGAAAAUACGGAGGUCCUCCACCAAACUGGGAGGGUCCACCCCCUGGUCCAGGAUGUGAGGUGUUUUGUGGUAAAAUACCCAAGGAGCUGUAUGAAGAUGAGUUGAUCCCACUCUUUGAAAAAUGCGGUGAGAUCUGGGACCUGCGCCUUAUGAUGGACCCCAUGACAGGCCAAAACAGAGGCUAUGCCUUCAUCACCUUCACAACCCGUUCAGCGGCCUGUGAGGCCGUCCGGCAGCUGAAUGAAUAUGAAAUUCAGCGCGGCAAAAAAUUAGGGGUCACUAUUUCAUACAACAAUCAUCGAUUGUUCGUAGGAAAUAUCCCCAAGAACAGGGAGCGACUUGAAUUAUAUGAGGAGUUUGCAAAGCACGCACCUGGUUUAGUUGAAGUGAUAAUUUAUAGUUCUCCUGAUGACAAGAAGAAAAACAGAGGAUUCUGUUUCUUGGAGUACGAGUCCCACAAGGCUGCCUCCCUGGCCAAGCGGCGAUUAAGUUCUGGCAGGUUUAAGGUUUGGGGCUGUGAAAUCAUUGUGGACUGGGCAGACCCACAGGAGGAGCCAGAUGAAGACACCAUGUCCAAGGUUAAAGUUUUAUAUGUUAGAAAUCUUACCCAAAUGACGACAGAAGAAAUGCUAAAAGAGAAAUUUGAUGAGUUCGGGAAGGUGGAACGAGUCAAAAAGAUUAAAGAUUACGCCUUCGUCCACUUUGAGGAGAGAGACGAAGCAGUCAAGGCGAUGGGAGCCCUACAAGGGAAAGACUUGGGUGGUGCUUCAAUGGAAAUUUCAUUGGCCAAGCCACCAUCAGACAAGAAGAAGAAGGAGGAAGUUCUCCGCAACAGAGAGAAACGGCUCAUGCAGAUGCUUGCACAGAGAGGGAUGCCUGUGCCCCCAGCCAUGCUGCGUGGAGGGAGGGGAGGGGGCCGCGGGGGCGGUCGCAGUGAUUAUGAUUAUGAUUACGACUAUUAUGGUUAUGGCGAUUAUCAAGGUGGCUACAGUGACCCGUAUUACGACGACUAUUACCGUUACGAAGAUUACUAUUACGAUUACUCCCCGUAUCCCAUGGGGCGUGGUCGCACCAAAUCAGUGCCGGCUGGCCGUGGGUAUGGUGGUAUGGCGAACCGUGAAGGCGCUGUCCCUCCCGUGGGGGCGGGUAUGGUGCCCGAGGGGGCCAUGGGGGCGAUCGACCACAUGGCGAGGCAGGGGUUCAGAGGGUCCGCCAGGGGGGCAAAUCUAGCAGGUAAAAGAAAGUUGGAUGGCGGGCACCAGAACGAGGGGGACUCAAAGAGACGGUUCCAGAACACCGGUGCUAGCUGGGGGAACCAGCCUAUCCCACAGCAGCCGCUGAGCUCAUACAGUGGGGCCAACGGCAGCAAGUACGGCGGGGCAGGCGGGGACCAGCAAUGGUACCACGACAGCUAUCCACAAUCGUGGAGCUGAGGUGUAAGCGGGUGGGCCGCCAGCACCAGGUGUAGAGGGUGGGGCGGGGCACGGUGGGGCACAACUCCAAGUUAUGUGCGUUGGUUUGUCCGGGUGAGCCCGUUCGCGGGCACAGAGGGACAUUCCUGCCACUUGUAUGACUGGGAGUGGUGUCGGCGCUGCUAGCGCCUGAUGCGAGGCCCACGGAUGGUGGCCGCCCCACCAGUGCUGCGUCAGUGGGGCCUGGAGAGGGUCGGCUUCCGAUUCCCGGACGCCCUUCCGUCUGGCCGGGGUGAGGGGCCGCAGUCCACCCCGCCAGUGAGACAUGUACCUGAAAAACAUCUCCACCAUACCCAAACCCACCAGGUCAGUUGGGUAAUAAAACAUACUAAAUCUAGUAGGAGGAAGUCUCACAGGAGUGCUGCUCAAAAUUUUAUCACUGUUAACCACUAGGAUGAAACAAAAAUCAACAUAAAAUGUUUUAGCAAUUAAAUUCAAUCCAAGUGGUAAUAUGAGCAGGCUGUUUUAUUCCCGCUUACUUUGUGUUUCACAUGCAAUCUUCUUGUCUUUCAAAGAAAUUAAAAAGAGAAUAGUUCCCAUUAUAAAUCUAACAAGUCCAGCGGUUUGCCCCCCUAGUUCUGGAGACUAAUCAAUUCAACGGAAAUGGUUAGUGGAAAAUAGCCGCCCAAAUUCCUGUAUUAGUAUUCAUGUAUGCCACUGCUACAAUUACAACAACAGUACCAUUUCCUCGUUAUUCAGGUGUGUCCACCUAAAAAGAUUUUGCCUUCCUCUUCAUUGAGUAUGAUUCAAGGUCAUUCAUUAAGGGGAAAUUGCCAAUGGAAUUUUCUUGUUUAUUAUUAGCAUUUUAUAAGUAACUUGCCAAAGUCUUAUAGCAGCAUCAGAUCCUUCCAUCCGGUUGCCCCGUAUACACACUUUAUACAUAUUUUUUUCCCCAAAAGGCGGUCCUGCAUGCAGAUUUCAGUGACCACACUAUUUUCUUUUGGUAUCCCUAAAUGCUGUGUCCACUGAAUAACUCUUGAACCUUGCUAUUUGAUUUGUAGGUCUUAGUUGGCAUUAAGCAGAUGCUCAGUGCAACAUUGAUUCAGUGCUCGUAAUCAUAUUGGAAUGUUGUCAGAAACCAAUUCAAUGGAACCCAAUAAUACUAUAAGACUUAACCCAUAUAGAUACUGCAGUAUUUGUGAAUUUUAAGCAUGAUUUAUGAUGGAUUUUCUUAUGUACUAAUUAGAAUGAACCAUAUCCACUGAUUGUAGACUUGAUUGACGACUGAGGCGACUGUUACCAGAUUUGAUUGGUCCGAUAUCACACACUAUAAAACAAAAAAGCCCCCAAAAAAAGGAUAUGAUGAAAUUUGUCUGCAACUGUACAUAUCUUGAUGCUAAUGUUUUACUCAUUGCGAAGGUGACACACGCACUAUCAGUCACAGGGAAAUAGAGAUUUGGUGUGUUUGGAUGACAAGCAGUUAUCAUUUGGUGGAGAUUGGACCAACUGGCUGUGACUACUUGCGAAGACUUGAGCUGUAGAGUAUAUCGUGUGUGUGGUUCAGGGACUUGUCAUGUUUCGGAUACUUUGGGAUCUGAGAAGAAUUUUAACCCCAAUAUUUUUUUUUCUCUUCUCUCUCCCUCCUUUUUAACUUUUUUUUCAGUAUUCCAAAGUUUCCAUGGUUCCCCCCUCGCGGUGGGACUUAUUGAGGUUCCUGAAGAUGAAUUGUUGUAUUCGUAGUUAAUAAGCAUUUCUUGUGAUAAGUGAAACAGAGUUAGGUAUAUAGAUUAUUCUCUCACUCUCACUCUCAUUUUGUUCUUUUAUUCCAUUCCCUUUUGCAUUCUCUCUCUCUCUCUCUCUCUCUCUCUCUCUCUCUCUCUCUCUCUCUCUCUCUCUCCUCCUCCUCCUAAGUCUAAAGUGACAUUGGACUAUUUUAUCAUUAACUUUUUAAGUUUUACUAAAAUUUAACAGUUGGCUUUGCUCCUGAGAGCCCGCAUUCUUUUAAAAAUGUUACAAGCAGACUUGAGUUUAUUAGUAUAAGUUGUGUAGCAAAAAAUAUGUAUCACUAAACUAUUGCUGUAGUUUUCAUUAUUUUCUUUUAAUUUAAUUGGUUGUCUUGGCAUUUUAAUGGAAUUUUAUGGCUAUUAUUUUAAGGAGGAAAAUGCUUGAGUGAUUUUUUAUUUUAUUUUCCUUUUGACGACCUUGGACCAGACUUGACCCAAUACGUUCGGGAGGCGUCUCUGAGCCUCGCUCUCGUAUGCCUGUUAGGAGAUCAAGUUGAAGGGAAACUAUCGUGUAUCUUGAGAUUCACUUACUGCCAGAUGGUGUUAGUGUGGCAGAGGGUGGUGGCCAGCUGCUCGCCUCCCUCCACCGGCGGCAGCACCGCCUGGGCCACAGGGGAUAACCAAAAUGUUUGUUGUAUACUAAAAAGUUUUCAAAGUCUAUGUUAAAGAUGUAUUUCAGCUUUGAAGGGAAAACGUUAACCUAAUUCUUGUAGGUAAGGAAUUGCUGGAAUUAAAUAUGAUCAUUAUUAUAUUUUCUAAAAGAAAUGUAUAGUCAAAGAUACAAUUAUAUAUUCAAAAAGUGUAUAGUAAAUAUCCAAUAACAUAGUGAUUUAUUCUAAAGAAUCUAGUAAAUUUUUUCUCAAAUAUAUUGUUGUAGCAUUCUGGGACAGGAAGGAUUCUGACAGUGCAUGAUGCAGUGUUUUAUUAAAAGGUCUCGAGUCAUUAGUAAUUUCUAUUGAACCAAUAUUUUAAAAAAUUAACCAAUACAGUGCAUUUGUUCAGGCGGCUGUGUGUGUGGUGGUCGGCGGGCUGCCCGCCACCACCACACACCGCCCCCCCGCGCCUCGUAAUUACUAUACCCACAGUUGUGAAGCAUGGCCGUCACAGGCAUAGGUUUUGAUUACGAAAUUUGACACAUAGGUUCUCACUUCCUUUCAAUAUACCAUUUUAUUUCCAACUUAAAUGUUUCGGUUGCAACUCACGGUACCGUCAAAUACAACGUCCAUAAAGAUUUGUUAACAUAUAUGAAGAGGUGUUGGUGAUGUAUGUUCCGUGUAAGGAGGUGGUCGCCUUAGCCAAGAGGAGCGUGCAGGAAGGCAGUUGAGUUGUACCAGAUAGCCGGGUCUGUACCAGUGUUGGAAUGCAAGUAAAAGAGAUUUCCAUUA
Molecule: messenger RNA, 5100 nt
Organism: Eriocheir sinensis (Chinese mitten crab)
Lineage: Eukaryota; Metazoa; Arthropoda; Malacostraca; Decapoda; Varunidae
Gene: Syp
Product: heterogeneous nuclear ribonucleoprotein Q-like
Cellular component (GO): nucleus; ribonucleoprotein complex
Molecular function (GO): mRNA binding
Source: RefSeq, a predicted model, not a curated record